GAGUUGGUUCUUUUUCCGGUUUAGCCGUAGUGGUCGAGGACCCUCCUGUUCCUCCACUUCAUCCUCCGCUACUGGUGCUGGUAGAACUAGAAGAAGGAGAAGGAGCACCACCGGGGGAACUGCUGCUGGGAGUAUCAUUAUUAUUGUUGCUGUUGCCUGCUUCUUGGUAG
Molecule: messenger RNA, 170 nt
Organism: Racocetra persica
Lineage: Eukaryota; Fungi; Glomeromycota; Glomeromycetes; Diversisporales; Gigasporaceae
Source: the annotation of a GenBank genome assembly